Molecule: messenger RNA, 2431 nt
Organism: Liolophura sinensis
Lineage: Eukaryota; Metazoa; Mollusca; Polyplacophora; Chitonida; Chitonidae
Product: chitotriosidase-1-like
Exons: 10
Coding region: 179-2353 (724 amino acids)
Biological process (GO): carbohydrate metabolic process; chitin catabolic process
Cellular component (GO): extracellular region
Molecular function (GO): chitinase activity; chitin binding
Source: RefSeq, a predicted model, not a curated record
CGUCCUUUCUCUCUGUGGAUCGUUUGAAGGGGGUCGUCCUGGGGAAAGUUUGAUGCCGGCAAUAUCGUCAGAAGAUAGCGAUAGAAGAUACAUUGCUUUCAUUUACCAUCAUUGGAUGUCAAGUAUAUCCAAGUGUUAAUAAGUUAAAAACAGAUUUACCGCACUAAGUCAUAUAAUUAUGGGCACAGUGAUACUCUUCGUGAAGCUCACAUUGCUGCUGACAAUGGCACAAGCUCAGCAGUACAAACUGGUGUGUUACUUUUCCAACUGGAGUCAGUACAGAGCGUUCCCCUUCCGGUACUUCCCGGAUGAUAUCGAUCCUAAUCUCUGUACUCACAUCAACUACGCCUUCGCCAGGCUGGCAGGAAACGCCAUCAUACCAUAUGAGUGGAACGACGAGAGCACGCCGUGGUCUGUAGGUCAUUACGAGAAAGUGAUGAAUUUAAAACAACAAAACCCGAAUUUAAAGAUUUUACUGGCGUUGGGCGGCUGGAACCACGGAUCGGGUCGCUUCUCAACCAUGGUGGCUACAGAUGAAAACAUCCGGGAGUUUACUCAAAACAGUAUAACGUUUUUAAGAAGGCUUGGGUUUGAUGGAAUCGACAUUGAUUGGGAGUACCCGGGGUCGCGUGAGGGGUCAAAUCCGGCCACUGAUAAACAGCGUUAUACUGUUCUUAUUAAGACGAUGUUAGAAGCAUACAUAAAAGAAGCUAUAGACUCCGGAAGGGAAAGAUUGUUGUUGGCAGCCGCUGUCGCCGCUGGGAAGGACAAUAUAGACAGAGGUUACGACUUCACCGCACUCGCACAGUAUUUGGAUUUUGUGAACGUCAUGUCAUAUGAUUUUCAUGGACAGUGGGAUGAUUAUGUCGGGUUAAAUGCGCCUCUCUACGCCCGCAGAGACGAGCAAGGAAACCGACUGUACCUUAAUCAGAACUGGACGAUAAAUUACUACAUUGAUAACGGCGUUCCUCGCGAGAAGAUUAUCAUGGGCAUGGCGACAUUCGGCCGAUCCUUCACGCUACAGAGCUCACUAAGGAACCGCAUUGGGGACGUGGCCAUCAGGGGCGGUACCAAGGGGCAGUACACCCGGGAGACAGGAUACCUGGCGUAUUAUGAGAUCUGCCAAAACUUAAACCAGGAUGUAGCUUCUGAGAGAUGGACGAGAGAGUGGGAUGACCAACAGUUUAGCCCUUUCGCGUACUGGAGGAACCAAUGGGUCGGCUAUGACGACAGAGAGAGUCUCGCUAUUAAGACAAACUACAUCGUUGCAAAUGAGCUAGGCGGAGCUAUGGUUUGGGAACUAGCGUCUGAUGAUUUUGAUGGCGUCUGCAACGAAGGCAGAUAUCCACUUAUACGGACCAUCAAAACUACUUUGGAGGGUGCCUCCUUGCCAACAACAACCAUAACGACACCAAGAACGACACCCCGUACGACAACCAGCACGACACCCAGACCCACAUUCCGUACGACACCCAGAACCACACCUCGUACGACACCCAGAACCACACCCCGCACGACACCCAGACCCACACUCCGUACGACACCUAGAACCACACCCCGUACGACACCCAGAACAACACCUCGUACGACACCUAGAACCACACCCCGCACGACACCUAAAACCACACAGCGUACGACACCCAGAACCACACCCCGAACGACACCCAGAACCACACCCCGCACGACACCCAGAACCACACCCCGUACGACACCCAGAACCACACCCCGUACGACACCUAGAACAACUCCCAGAACGAGUCCGAGAACUACUUCAAGAACCAUUCCAACAACAACCACCAGGACGACACCCAGGACGACACCUAAAGCCACUCCCAGAACUACUCCAAGGACAACCCCCAGAACAGUUCCCACAACAACCACCAGGACGACACCCAGGACGACACCUAAAACCACUCCCAGAACUACUCCAAGGACAACCCCCAGAACAGUUCCCACAACAACUCCGACACCAAGAACGACGCCCACAACAACUCCCAGAACAACUCCCAGAACAACUCCCAGAACCACGUUUACAAGGACUACAUCAAAGCUCACACCAAAGACUACCUUUAUUCCACCAUUUUGGACCACAACCAAACCAACUCCGUCAAAGCCAAAGACAACACAAAAUUCAGCACCUGUCUACGCAAAACGUCGCUCAGACGUCGUUCAGAACUUUUAUAAGAUUUGCGAGCCUGGGAAUCUAAUCGUUGAGUAUAACCCUGACUGUAGCAGUUACGUGGCAUGUGUUUUCUGGAAGCUUCACUACAUCAUGCCCUGCCCGGCGGGUCUCUAUUACAACACGGCGGGCUUUUGCGACUGGCCUGGUAACGUACCAGAAUGUAACUACUGAAUGGAACUUCCUCGGUAUCACGUGACCGAUGGUACCAGAUGUGUGGAAGGAAGUAAAACUCUAUUUUCAAAAUAUAAA